AUCAAACCUUAACUGUGUUUGCGCCCCCCCCCCACCUACCCCCCCUUUCUCUUCCUUUCUCUCGUUCUCUCUCUCUACUGUAUUAUUCAUUACAGUGUCACAUGGUGUGGGGUUUACAUCAUCUUUUCCCAAAAGAGAGAUGCAAUGGUUAACUCUUGAAUCUCUCCAGUCUGGUUUGAUCCAAAGGAGUCUUUUGUUGUACGGGUGUUCUGGGACGUUGUGUUGUCGUCUGCUAUAUUUUAACAAGUACAAAUAUGCAUUUUGUAUUAUUCUUUAAAUAUAAUCACCCCGCUGGCAUGGGAUGGGAAAUACUUGCAAUGAUAUCCAGAACAAUUGCCAGUUGUGGCCACACAAUCAUACACCAUCCAUGAGAAUUGCCGCGUCUAUGAUAAAACUGCGGAAUUAAAAAAUUGCGGAACUUCAGUACAGCAGCGCGUUGUCUCUCCUCGGACUGUUUAUAGAGAAGGACAUGUGCAAAUGUUGCGUCGGUGCUAAGCUAUGGCUUCGCUUAACUGAUCUGUAUUACUAACACAUUCCCACGACACCGCUUUAUAACACUAUUUUAUCAACGAUGACUGAAAAAUAUGGCCGAGGACGAACUUGCUGCGUUCAGGGAGUGUUGGAAAGAAGAACUAACGAGUAAUAAAGAGGAUCAGCCACUUGUGUGUGCUCCUUCCUCUUCCUUGGAUGUUUGUUUUCAGGCAGGCCAGAACGACUUCAAAAAUAGGUAUUUUGAAGACCUAAACAAUCUCAGCAAGGCCUGUAGCCCUUCACAAUCAGAAGAAGGUGGUUGCAUUGAGGAUGAAGCAUGUGCUGGCGGAGGAGGAAACGCUGCAGCAGAGUCAGAGGAUCAGCCUGAGUAUGUGGCCAUUGCACGUAGUUUGCUGGAUGGGAGGACCAGUCCCCUGCUGGACAGGAUUCAGGAGGAGAGAACCAGGAGAAAGAGACAGUAUCAAAACAUGACCAACGCCUGCAGCGCAUCCCUGCAGCAGCCACAGCAGCAACAGCCUAAGAGAAAGGUCAAGAAAGACGAGGAGCUGUUGGAUCUACUCAUUCAGGAUCUGAAUGAAGUCAAUGACAUUCCCUUCUUUGAUAUUGAGCUGCCGUACGAGUUAGCCUUGAAGAUAUUCCAAUAUCUAAACUCUACUGAGCUAGGCCGAUGUGCACAGGUGAGCAGGGCAUGGAGAGUCCUCGCGGAGGACAGCGUUCUGUGGUUCAAGAUGUGCACGGGGGAGGGUUACCAUCAGGAUGCCAGCGUGUCUGACUCGCCCUGCUGGAAGAGCACGCUGCGAGACUGCAGGAACUCGGCCAAAACUGUGCGCUCCAACUGGAAGAAUCGAGUGGGAUCCAUCAGCCAGCUGCAGUUCGAGCUGGGGAAGGUGCUGUGUGACGUCAGUUCCUGUGACAACUUUGUCUUGGCUGGGUACACGUCUGGUGACGUGAGGCUGUGGGACACGCUGAACUGGGACUCGACAGCCUCUUACCUGAAGAUCAACAGCCUGUCCACUAACACUGAACCCAGACCUUAUGUUCGUUACGUCCAGGUCAACAGCACAGUGGCUGCUGCCACUUAUGAAGAUGGCUGUGUGGACCUGUGGAGCACAGAGACAGGUGGAGAGCCCCUCCUCCACUACCAGAGCACAGGGAGGAUCCAGGCCCUGGCCCUGAGCCCUGACAGUCCCGUCCUGUGCUCCGCCGCUGGGCCUGACGUUCGGCUGGACUGUGCCGACGAUCGCGGCUACUGGAGGACAGUCUGCCAGGCUCGGCUGCCCAAGACUGUGGAAAGCCUAGUUUUGGUGCCAGGCAGGGGGCAGCAGUGCCCUCUGGCGGCCCUGGUAGCUGAAGAGGCUGUGUACCUGUUGGACCCCCGGGAGGAGCGGCCACGGACGCUCCACUCAGUCUACGGUCAUCCUGUUACCUGCCUGGAUGCCUCGGACUCCCAUGUUGCACUUGGAGUGAAGCGUACAGGCUGGGCCAUGUACGAUGGAGGAAACAAGAUCCACGUCUACAGCUUAGAGACGGGCAAACCUGUGGCUUGUGUCGGCGACUCGCUGGGAGAUUUCACUUGCAUCAACCUGAGAGACAGCCCUCCUCACCUGCUGGUGUGUGGAAACAAAGACAGGAGGUUUCCCACAGUGGCACCAGAUGAAGGAAGCAGGGAAACUGGGGCUACAGUACUCGCAGUGGAGAACAGGUGUUAAGAAAGUGUGUGAGAAGACCUAAGGCUCUAUUCAAUUUUUGCAUUAGUCACACUUCACACAGUCUCUCUGUUGCCUUGAUAAAACAAUGCGUAGUAAACAAGUAGACUGAGGCAUUGACACACGCAGGUGUUUUUGCUCUUUGUGUUGAAUACAUAGGUCUAUCUAUACGAGAAAAGAAUCUGGCCAUCUUUAUCUCAUCCAGCAACAACACACAUCCAUGCAUGUACACACACUUGCCACAUCGCUAUCCUGGCUCUCCAGAUGAGGACAGACACAUAAAAGAGCCAUUCUCAUCUAUUUUGCACUUGUUAGCGGGUGCUGCGGUGCAUGAGCUGGCAGGAAAAGAAAAAUCCUUGGCGCAUCUUCAUCCAAAGCUGCCCCUGCUGUUUCUAUUCAGCACUAAAUCCAUCUGGCUGUUAAGUAGUUGGCUUGAAUCAAAAGACAGACCACAUCAUAUUGUUUAGGUGUUGUUAUGACUCCUAUCAACUGUACACAAAAAAUGCUCCGUUAAAGAUGGUUUGGUUACACUUUACUUGAAGGUAUCUACAUAAGAGUAACAUGACAUUGUCAUGAAUGUGUCAUACAAAUUAUAAACAAGUCCUAAAUGUUUGACAUACGCUUUGUGUCAUUCGGUUUUUGUCAUGACAAGUUAUGGUUAGGGUUAGGGUUCAUGUGUCAUGACAGUGUCAUGUCACUCUUAAGUAGAUACCUUCAAGUAAAGUGUUACCGCUAUUUUUUUUCAAGUGCAAUACGGGAAAUGUUCAGCACUGUUUUGAUUGAAAAAUUGAAAUGGUUUUCUCGCUAUGGCAUUGUUAGAGUCUUUAUCCAAUUCCUUUUUGUAUUACUUUUGAUGUCUGAUGUGUAGUUUUGUUCAGAGGGACUCACACACCAGCUUGGCUCUUCCACUUUGGCCCCAGCUGAUGCAGCGCACAGUCAAAGACAAAUGGUGGAGGCUGAGGGAUAGUGGGCAAUCUUGGCCCUCCGACAGGGUGGCUUAAAGCCAAAGCCUAAUGAAUCCCUUCUUUUUGUCCAAAUGAGUUUUGUCCCUCUGUUUUUUGCGAGAUCCAGGGAGCAAAUGGAGGGCUGUCUGGGGAAAAAAAGCCACAACUGUGCCAACAGGAAAGAUGUGGGCAAAGAGCAAAAUUGUAAGAAAUAGUGAGUGGCAUACCUGCUGUGGUUAUUGGUCACUUAUCAUUAUGCAGGAGUGCCCUCGAGAACACUUGCAGUCUUGGAUUUGACUCGACUUUUCCUUCCAAUUCAAAAACUUUAAAUUACUUCAAAUUGAUUUUUAGUCACACUAGUAACAUGGCUCUACGGAUGGCAAUGUUGAUCUGUUGGUCAGGGUCCACCACUUUGGGCCAAAAUAAAAUUUCUCAAAAACGAUGCCAUGGAUAUUGUAAUUUUGAACAGACUUUCAUGGUCCUCUGAUCACUUGAUGAUCACUUGACACUUCGCUUAUCCAGUGAAAAAUUGCAACAGCUACUAAAUGUUUCAGCACAAACAUGUGUACAGCUAUCAUGUUUCCUAGACGAUGGAUUCUAAUGAGGUGAUCUUCUGAGUUUUCCUAUAGAUUCACCACGUAACUCACAUUUGGGAUUUUGAGUAAAAAGUCUCCACAACUAUAGGAUGGAUCACAAUGACAUUUUGUCCAAAGAUUCUUCUUCUUCUCCUCAGGAUGAAAUUAACUCACUUUAGGAUGGUGAUGGUGCAGUGGAUAUGACACGUGCCUUUGGUGUGGGAGAUCUGGGUUCAAUUCCCACUGUGAUAC
Perca fluviatilis (European perch) is the source of this 3969-nucleotide messenger RNA. RefSeq names its product F-box and WD repeat domain containing 8 (gene fbxw8). Gene Ontology annotation, cellular component: preribosome, large subunit precursor. The record is from RefSeq and is a predicted model, not a curated record. The transcript is spliced from 9 exons. Bases 585 to 2201 code for a protein of 538 amino acids. Lineage: Eukaryota; Metazoa; Chordata; Actinopteri; Perciformes; Percidae. Gene Ontology annotation, molecular function: protein binding.